Molecule: messenger RNA, 612 nt
Organism: Naegleria fowleri
Lineage: Eukaryota; Heterolobosea; Eutetramitea; Acrasida; Naegleriidae
Exons: 1
Coding region: 1-612 (203 amino acids)
Source: RefSeq, a predicted model, not a curated record
AUGUAUGCCCAGAGAGACCUUACUCACCAAAGAGCUCGUUAUCACGUCUAUGAUUGGUUCAAAAACGGUGUGAAAAGAGAUCCCUACACGACCAUUGUGUUUCGAGGCCAAGUCGACAAAAUGGCAUAUAUCUAUACAAACACUUCGACGAGUUGUACUUGUCAAAAGUUUGUUCCAGAUGGACCCAUUGUUUCGGAACAUUGUGUGGAAGUGUAUGGUGAUUCUGUGGUCAAUAAGACUCAAAUGGUGGGAGGAAUUACAAUGACCCGAGUGAUGACCAAUCAUAAAUAUACCGAGGACAAUUUCAUCGAGGAAUAUCAUACGUAUGUGAUAGAUACAGGAUUAGGGGAUCAUUCAUGUUGGGUCUUUUUAGAAACCUUUUUCAUUUCGUCCACGAGUUCAGAUGACAUGACUCGAUUCAGUGCCGUUCAGAGUUAUUAUGAUCAAUCUCCAAAAGUCGAUCCAAAUGCAUUUGUGGUGGAUGUGAAAUGUCCUCCACCAGAGAAGUGUGAGCUGAUUCAGAGCGAGAAGGAGAAGUUUGUGGUGUUGCGAGAGUUGAACAAGUUGGAACAUGGCCAUGCAUUUAGGGAACGAAGAAGGAAGAGAAAUUAA